This is a messenger RNA of Miscanthus lutarioriparius, 219 nucleotides long. NCBI's taxonomy places the organism in Eukaryota, Viridiplantae, Streptophyta, Magnoliopsida, Poales, Poaceae. The record is from the annotation of a GenBank genome assembly.
AUGCGCUCGGGGGUGGUGGUGCUGGGCGCCGUGGCCUUCGGCUACCUCUCCUUCCGCGUCGGCUUCAAGCCCUACCUCCACCAGGCCCAGGAGGCCAUGGACUCCGCCCGCGACCCCGACGCCGCCGCGGCGAGGGACGCGUCCGACGACCCCGCCGCCGGCCGACCCGGGGGAGACCUCGCGCCGUCCAAGGACCCUGCCGUCGUGCUUCGCGACUGA